This is a messenger RNA of Acyrthosiphon pisum (pea aphid), 1477 nucleotides long. Its product is annotated as zinc finger protein 2 homolog. Gene Ontology annotation, biological process: regulation of transcription by RNA polymerase II. The record is from RefSeq and is a predicted model, not a curated record. The coding region runs from base 423 to 1289 and encodes 288 amino acids. Gene Ontology annotation, cellular component: PcG protein complex; transcription regulator complex; chromatin. The transcript has a single exon. NCBI's taxonomy places the organism in Eukaryota, Metazoa, Arthropoda, Insecta, Hemiptera, Aphididae. Gene Ontology annotation, molecular function: DNA-binding transcription factor activity, RNA polymerase II-specific; RNA polymerase II cis-regulatory region sequence-specific DNA binding.
ACCGUCUGUUAAAAAUUUUCACUUCAUCUGCGCGUACUUGCAACACGCCGCUUUUUUUUGUAACAUCAGUAAAGACAUUUCUGGUUUGAAGUGCUGGCUUGAAAACCUGAUUAAAACCUGACCAUAUCAAUAAUUUUUAAUUUAUCGUACAGAUUACUAAAACAGCGUAGUAACCAAAACAAACGUGAAUUUCUUAUACUAUAAAAUAAUAGAGUAAAACAUUGACAAACUUUAAAUCCCGUUCAUCUAUUGAUUAGCAGUUCCCGAGAACAUAUAUGUGACGACAGUGCGGUUAACAUCAAUAAAUUAACAAACUGGCAAGUCGUGAGAGGAAACAUGGGCGUGAUUAUCAAUAUGGGUAUGAAAUAGGUGAAAAAUUAUUCAAACAUUGCAAUAGCCUGGAAGCACACUAGUGGACUCACAUGGAAAAAAAUCCAUAUCCGUGUGAUAUAUGCGAUGACUCUUUCGCUCAUUGCAAUACUUUGAAAUCACACCAGCGGGCUCACAUGGGAGAAAAACCAUAUCCGUGUGAUGUAUAUGACAGAUCGUUCACUCAGAGCAAUAACUUAACAAGUCACAAGCGGACUCACACGGGAGAGAAACCUUACCCGUGUGACGUGUGUGACAAAUGGUUCAGUCGAAAUGAUAGCCUCACGAAACACAAGCGAUCGCAUACGGGAGAGAAGCCCUACCCGUGUGACGUAUGCGAUAAAUGGUUCAGUCGAAGUCACAAUCUGACUGUUCACAAGCGGACUCACACGGGCGAGAAGCCCUAUCCAUGUGACAUAUGCGAAAAAUCAUUCAGUCAAAAUGAGCAACUAACGGUUCACAAGCGGACGCACACGGGAGAGAAACCUUACCCGUGUGACGUGUGUGACAAAUGGUUCAGUCGAAAUGAUAGCCUCACGAAACACAAGCGAUCGCAUACGGGAGAGAAGCCCUACCCGUGUGACGUAUGCGAUAAAUGGUUCUGUGGAAGUCACAAUCUGACUGUUCACAAGCGGGCUCACACGGGCGAGAAGCCCUAUCCAUGUGACAUAUGCGAAAAAUCAUUCAGUCAAAGUAGCCAAGUGGCUGUUCACAAGAGGACUCACACAGGAGAGAAGCAUUACCCGUGUGACGUAUGUGAUAAAUGGUUCAGCCAAAAUGUCCACCUGGUGGUUCACAAGCGGACGCACACGGGCGAGAAACCUUACCCGUGUGACGUAUGUGAAAAAUCAUUUGCUGUAAGUUCUAAUCUGACUAAACACCGACGAAUUCACAUUAGAGAGAAGCCAAACCUAACGUGAUACACCGCCCUGUCCGGAUUUAAUGAUUUUGACGUACGUCUGUUUCUUUUAUGUAUUAUCAGUUAUUAAUCCGUUUGUUUUUCAAUAUCUGUAACGAAAACACUGUCGGUUUUUGGUUCACGAUUUGAAUUAUUAUAUACAUUAUUUUUGUCACUGAAUUAAAAAAAAAAAAAAAUUUUGAAACCCUU